Messenger RNA from Fonsecaea erecta, 3168 nucleotides. RefSeq lists its product as hypothetical. Gene Ontology annotation, molecular function: calcium ion binding; zinc ion binding. The transcript has a single exon. The record is from RefSeq and is a predicted model, not a curated record. Bases 1 to 3168 code for a protein of 1055 amino acids. Gene Ontology annotation, cellular component: cytosol; membrane; intracellular membrane-bounded organelle. NCBI's taxonomy places the organism in Eukaryota, Fungi, Ascomycota, Eurotiomycetes, Chaetothyriales, Herpotrichiellaceae.
AUGGCAGACCAGAGUUAUCGGAAGCCAUUCUUCCUAGCCUUAGCUGGGGCGGUCGCCCUCACCGCAGCCUACUACACGUACACGCAAUAUGCGCAGCCUCCCCAAGCAGAGCCCUCCUCCCUCCAUCGCAGCAAUGCCGUACGUCGGCCAAGAAAUAGACGACGUUGGCGCCGUGGCUUCGAGCAGACGAAUCUCAACUAUGACCCAGCCCACCUCGCUGUCUAUCACCUCGAACGACGGAACGAAUCCGGACGAGGAUAUGGAGAAUACGAGAAUAGAUGGUUCUUUACUACACGACCGCCCACACAAGAGGUGGACCUGUCGCUGAUCCCGUCUAAUUUCAGCUCUAUCUACGACUACCUCCUGCAACAUUCCCCGGCGGAGCUGUCUUCAAACCAACAAGAAUACCUCCUCCGUCAUAUCAAGAGCGUUUUUGUGCAGAACUUUUUGAAAGCGGAGUACCCAGAAGGUUAUAUCAUCGGAGACGAAGUUUGGAUGCUCGCACAAGCCAUGGAUCGCCUUGGGAUUGCUGCAGAUAUUGUUUUCCAGGCGGCAAAAGCAUUUGACGAGGGAAGCUUCCCUCUCAACGAUGAAUGGGACCCACUCGAUGCUCCUCGCCACAGUCCCAGAACGAGCCUUGGUCAGACUGACGGCGUAUCGGAACAAGCUGGCUUGGCUCCUCACGAGGCACUUCAGGCGUUAGCGGAUCCUGACGAUGCACACAGUGACAUUUCAUCGGGCAACAACGAGGAGGAUCCCGAAGGCAGCCAAAACAUGCUCGACCUCCUUUACCAUAUCGCUGGCGAGCAAGCACGACGGGAAUGCUAUAUCCACCGCGGUGUCGAGUGCAACAGCUGCGGCGUUCACCCCAUUCGAGGUAUCCGCUAUCACUGUGCAAAUUGUUUCGACAUGGACCUCUGCGAGAACUGCGAAGCCAGCUCUACACAUGGGAAGGCUCACGUCUUUUACAAGAUCCGCAUCCCGGCUCCUUCACGCGGAAACAUCAAGCAGGUCACUCCGGAGUGGUACCCUGGCAACCCGAGCGCGUUUCCCUUGUCCUUGCCGGCCAGUGUAUCCAAACCACUACUCGAAGAGACCCGAAUGGAGCGUACCGAAAUGGAUGCCCUCUACGAGCAAUUCAAAUGUCUGGCCGGACAUCCAUUUCCUGCCGACCCGACUGGUCUGGGAAUUGCCAUUGAUCGAAAGGGGUUUGAUGCAUAUUUCAUCCCUUCGCGCGGAGACAAACCUUCUCCUGCGAAUUUGAUCUACGAUCGCAUCUUUUCCUUCUAUGACACGGACGAGAACGGAGUUAUCACCUUUGACGAAUACAUACGCGGCCUUGCGUAUUUGCAGGACAAGAGCCGAAAGGCCAGGCUUCAGCGUAUCUUCGAGGGUUACGAUCUGGACUCGGACGGCUUCGUGGACCGCAAAGACUUCCUGCGCAUGUUCAGAGCGUAUUACGCGUUAAGCAAAGAGCUGAGUCGGGAAAUGAUCGACUCGCAGGAAGAUUUCGGUUAUAACGAAGAAGAAAUUCGGGAGGUUGUUCAAGGCAGUCAGCCUAUCAGCGCUGCUUUUGGAGGCGGUACCCUCUACGGUCACGAAUCCAGAAAUGGUCAGGGUAAACAACGUCAGGCGAAUGGGGAUCUGCAACUUGCCAACGGCACAAAUGGCGUUCUGCAGCCAGACAGUGAUCUGAUCGGAGAUCGUGCCAGGGCUAUCGGAAAUGCCGCACUUGGAGGCCGGACCAGGAACCAUCCUUUCCGAUCGUUUCGACAGGAGCCUCCAGAGGACGAACCUUUGAUGAUGCUGCCCAUGGGAAGCAAUUUCAUCCAGACGGGCAUGGAGUCGGACGAGGCCAUUGGGGAGCCCGUCACCGGGCCUGAUGCUCCGUUGCAGACAUAUGCUUGGCCUCCGGUGCGGACACCAGAGCCUCAGGACAUCAGUGAAGCGCUCGGACAAGAGGUGCCGCUGGAUGACAUUACGGAUCCUGUUGAUAGGACCCGAGUUCUCUUUGCUCAAGCACAGCGGCUUGAUGCGGAAGGUGAUGGAGCUGAGGAAAUGUUGCGCGCCAGAGCCCUCGAAGAACGGUGGCGUCGCCGACGGUUUUAUCUCGAUCGCGAGGAAGGAUUAACCAAGCCGCCAGGCUACACUGAACCCGACAGCUCGGAUGACGAGGAUUUGCCCGAACACAAGAAGAAUGGGCGAGGCGAUGUCAGCCCUCGGAGAGCAUCUAUGGCUUCGAGAUCCUCGUCCAAGGUCCGCUUCGAUGAUAGUGCCAUCGAGGGAGACUACGAAACGCGCUCAAAUGCUUCCUCUCGAAGCGUUCCUUUCAACGAAAGAUGGGGCGGUUAUGAGCUUGGCCAGGCCGAAGCAGACAUUGGCAAAGACAUUCUCUAUCAAGCCGUGCAACAAGGAUUCAACGAGUUGCUCGACGUGCUGUUCAAGGAGAAGGAAGACGAGCACAUGGAAGCACGUCGCACACGAGUGGACCGGCAUUGCUUUGCACAGGAAAGAGUCAACUUCGAGAAGCUGCUUGUCGAACUCGAAAUGAGAGCGGGUGAAACAAAGGAAACCUUGAUCGAGAAGAUCAGGCGGAGGAGGGAGAACGAGGAGGAGCAGAAGCAGCUGGCGAUGAUUGAUGCUACACCAGUGGCAAAGCCGGGCCACGGAAAGUCCAGCCCCCAAGAUUCCGAAGAUCAUAUAGGAUUGAUGUUCGGCUCUCAGGGUCUGUCCGGCCAAAAGGUGGCUGCGGGUUCUGUCACUGCAGCGACCGAGACAAAUGCAUCAUACCGUGACCCGACGCUCCCACAGUUUCGUCCUGACGAACCGGAACCACCAAGUCUAGCCUCGAGUGCGGCCCCGUUCGCUCCGAGUCAAACCCCACGACCAGAUCCAUUCUCAGGCGACCCGGAGAAGGCGCUCAAGACGUAUUCCCUGUGGCUCCUGCACGAUAUGAUUGACGAAGAAGAAGAUCGCAGAGGUGGACCCGCAAAGCUGAGCUUUGCUGAGUUCCAACGCAAGAUGGUGCCUCAAGAUGAGGUGACGGAUGCUUUGGGGGACAAGGACAAGAGCAAAGACGGCAGCAACGAACGGAAGACAUGGGAGAGCAGUGCGGACCUAGGAAGACUGGCUUUUGUGGGCACUUGGUUGGAGAUGGCGAGUUUCUAG